AUGGGUAAGGGCUGUAGGGUUCCUGCGGGUCUUUGGUGUUCUGCCUUCACCUGUUGGUUUAUCAAACAGGGGAAGGGAAUGCUGCAACCCCAUCAACUGUUAGCUGAGUAUAAAGAUGUAAUCCCUGAAGCUGACCAUGAGAAUCUCAAGGAUGGGGUCUUUGAGGAUGUUCUUAAAGCUGCACAGGCAAUAGUGUUACCUCUAUGGGUUGCUCUCGCGAUUCGUCCUCGGCCUGGGGUAUGGGAGUAUGUUCGUGUGAAUGUGAGCGAACUCGCUGUGCAGGAGUUGACCGUUGCUGAAUAUUUACAGUUCAAGGAAGAGCUUGCAGAGAGGUGGGUCGCUCAGGGGAACUUUGUUCUCGAGUUGGAUUUUGAGCCUUUCAAUGCUUCUUUCCCUCGUCUGUCACUUUCCAAGUCAAUUAGAAAUGGAGUGCAAUUCCUUAAUCGAUACCUCUCCUCAAAGUUGUUUAAUGACAAAGAAAGCAUGUGGCCACUGCUUAAUUUUCUUAGGGUUCAUAGCUACAGGGGAACGGGUAGCAAGUCAGGAAAUCCACCUGAUGUGGUAAAAAUGUUUCAUGAAACCCGAAAGAAAGCUAAUGAAACACUAGAUACCGAGGAUCAAGAUAAAUAUGAUGAAAUCAUUCAAGUCAAACAAGCAAAUCCUUUACUUUCAGACAUUGAGAUAGUUGAGAAAAUUUAG
Messenger RNA from Asparagus officinalis (garden asparagus), 699 nucleotides. Its product is annotated as sucrose synthase 2-like. The record is from RefSeq and is a predicted model, not a curated record. Lineage: Eukaryota; Viridiplantae; Streptophyta; Magnoliopsida; Asparagales; Asparagaceae. Gene Ontology annotation, biological process: sucrose metabolic process. The coding region runs from base 1 to 699 and encodes 232 amino acids. The transcript has 6 exons. Gene Ontology annotation, molecular function: sucrose synthase activity.